GCGGCAAACAGAAGGGCCACUCUCGCCGGGAAGGCGGAGCCUUCUUGCUAGGCGCGAAAUUCGUAAGGCGCUCCCGGACGCAGACGCCUUUCCUUGCGCUUCCUGUUUUAAGCUGUCGCAAUGUUCUCCGUGGUCCCAGGUUACUCUCCUGGCUUCAAGAAGCCCCCUGAGACGCUGCGGCUGAAGAGGAAAAGGGCUCGAAGAAGCAAAACGGCCCCUGGGGAGUCUCCUAAGGCGACAAUCCCUUGUCCGACCAGCGACUCUGCUUUUUCCCCUCGGCCUUAUCCGGGGAGCCGGAGGCGCAACCCCUUCUUGAGCUUGGAAAAUCGCCCGCGCCCUUCGUCGGGGACCAGCCCGUUCUAUUCCACCGACGCGACGGCGGCAGGGACGGAUUUAGUAACUGGGAACGGCGCAUACAACUCCCGCGGUCAGUUUUUAAAUGGUCUUCAAGAAAAUGCACCUAUCUGCAAAGAGGAGUUUUCUGAAGCAACAUCUGUUGACUCAUUGAUCAAUGACAGAUAUCUGGCCACUUCCAAUGCUAUCGUUUCUUCCUCCCCAAGUUAUGAAUUUCCUGCAGACUGGAGUAUUAAAACUCGCCUUCUGUUCACAUCUUCCCAGUCAUUUGCAUGGGCAGAUCAUUUAAAAGCACAAGAAGAAUCCCAAGGCUAUGUACAGCAUUGCAGAGCAGCAUUAAUAAACUUGCCUCAAAGUAUUCAGGAACCAAAGCUUUCCACAGAGCUCCGAUGUGCUUUCCAGCAAAGCCUUGUAUAUUGGCUUCAUCCUUUUAUGCCAUGGCUACAGCUGUUCCCUCGUAUUGGAGCAGACAGAAAAAUGACUGGGAAAAAUAAUCCUUGGUGCUAUGAUGAAGCAGUCCAACAUGUUCUCAUAAGUGAAUGGUGUCUCAGUUUUACUUCCCUUUAUAACCUGCUGAAAGCCAAACUUUGUCCCUAUUUCUAUGUUUGCACUUACCAGUUCACUGUGCUAUUCCGUGCAGCAGGAUUAGCUGGAAGUGAUGUGAUCACUGCACUGAUUUCUCCCACAACAAGAGGCUUUAGGGAAGCCAUGAAAGAUGAAGGUAUUGAAUUUUAUUUACCUUUUCAAGAAGUUAGAAAAAGGAAAUGGAAUGCAUUGGCAUCCCACUUAGAAACAGGACUUGCUAAAGAUUCUGAAACAACAGGCAAGGAUGCUGAGAAUGACGAGGAACAAGGAAUGAGUGAUGAUGAAGAAGAAGGAUUUUCGUGGUUGGAAGAGAUGGGAGUUCAAGACAAAAUUAAAAAGCCAGAUACAAUUUCUAUCAAACUCUGUAAGGAGAGAAAUGAGGUACAAAUGGAUCACAAACCUGAAUCUCUUGUGUUGGUGAAAGGAACAAACACAUUCACUUUGUUAAACUUCUUGAUAAAUUGUAAGAGCUUAGUGGCUGCUGCAGGCCCUCAGAGUGGCAUCCCUCCCACACUCCUUUCCCCAGUUGCCUUCAGAGGUGCAUCAAUGCAAACACUCAAGGCCCGAAGCAUAAAUGUACAAACACAAGUCCAAUCACAUUACAAAGAUAUAUUUAGUUUGGAGAUUGUGGGCCCUAUCAUGCCUCACUGUCUGCAUUCUUUGUCCAUGCUGCUCAAAUCUGCUCAGAAUGGAUCUUUUUCUGCUACGUGUCAUACACAUGAGCCAACAGCAGUGUUUAACACAGACAUCAGUAAUGAACAGAGCAUAAAGAAGGAAACCCUUAGCAAGGACCUUAGGAAGUGUGGAUUGCAUCCUGACACUUUGGAUCAACUUACUCUUUGUCCAACGUUAGGAAAGUCAUCUAUAAGGCUCCUAGAAAUGAACAAUUAUGUCUACACGUGGAAAGUCUAAGCAAGCACUAUCGGUCAAUGAAGAAUUACCAUUCAUGUUCCUUAAAUACAUAGUGCCGUUUUGGAUGGGCAUAAGAGCAAGGACAUCUUACACUUCUUAAAUGUGCAAAACCUGUACACUAAUGCUACUGGGGAGAUUAGCCUUCCUAAGCUAAGCUAAUGGGACACUGACUAUUGUGUAUUGAACAGCUAACACAACCACUUCCUUAUUUUUUUCUUCCAAAAUUGAAACAUUGAUUUUUACACAUUUUAAAUUAAACUUUGAACCAUGA
Molecule: messenger RNA, 2122 nt
Organism: Rhineura floridana
Lineage: Eukaryota; Metazoa; Chordata; Lepidosauria; Squamata; Rhineuridae
Gene: DONSON
Product: DNA replication fork stabilization factor DONSON
Exons: 10
Coding region: 121-1851 (576 amino acids)
Biological process (GO): nuclear DNA replication
Cellular component (GO): nucleus
Source: RefSeq, a predicted model, not a curated record